GGCGGUGAAUCAGCGCCCUCGGCCCGGUAGCGGCGCCCGCAGUCCGGUGGCGCCGCGCCCUGCGAGAGCCGAGCCCCGCUCGCUGUGCCACGCGCGCCGGGACGCCAGGAUGUCGGGCAUCGCAGCCAAGCUGGCGAGGGACCGGGAGGCGGCCGAGGGGCUGGGCUCGCACGAGAGGGCCGUCAAGUACCUCAACCAGGACUACGAGGCGCUGCACGCAGAGUGCCUGGAGGCCGGGGCGCUCUUCCAGGACCCCUCCUUCCCGGCCGGCCCUUCCUCCCUGGGCUUCAAGGAGCUGGGCCCCUACUCCAGCAAGACGCAGGGCAUCCAGUGGAAGCGGCCCACGGAGCUCUGCAACGAUCCGCAAUUUAUCGUUGGAGGAGCCACCCGCACAGACAUCUGCCAAGGAGCCCUGGGUGACUGCUGGCUGCUGGCAGCCAUUGCCUCUCUCACUUUGAAUGAAGAAAUCCUGGCUCGAGUGGUCCCCCUAAACCAGAGCUUCCAGGAGAACUAUGCAGGCAUCUUCCACUUCCAGUUCUGGCAGUACGGCGAGUGGGUGGAGGUGGUGGUGGACGACAGGCUGCCCACCAAGGACGGGGAGCUGCUCUUCGUGCACUCAGCAGAGGGCAGCGAGUUCUGGAGCGCCCUGCUGGAGAAGGCGUACGCCAAGAUCAAUGGGUGUUAUGAGGCACUCUCGGGGGGCGCCACCACCGAGGGCUUCGAGGACUUCACCGGAGGCAUCGCUGAGUGGUACGAGUUGAGGAAGGCCCCUUCCAACCUGUUCAAGAUCAUCCAGAAGGCUCUGCAGAAAGGCUCUCUCCUUGGCUGCUCCAUUGAUAUCACCAGCGCUGCAGACUCGGAGGCCAUCACCUUCCAGAAGCUGGUGAAGGGGCACGCGUACUCGGUCACCGGCGCCGAGGAGGUUGAAAGCAGUGGAAGCCUGCAGAAGCUGAUCCGCAUCCGAAAUCCCUGGGGAGAAGUGGAGUGGACCGGGAGGUGGAAUGACAACUGCCCAAACUGGAACACUGUCGACCCAGAGGUGAGGGAAAGGCUGACGAGACGGCAUGAAGACGGAGAGUUCUGGAUGUCCUUCAGCGACUUCCUGAGGCACUACUCUCGCCUGGAGAUCUGCAACCUGACCCCCGACACCCUCACCAGCGAUUCCUACAAGAAGUGGAAACUCUCCAAGAUGGACGGGAACUGGCGGCGGGGCUCCACGGCAGGAGGCUGCAGGAACUACCCAAAUACUUUCUGGAUGAACCCGCAGUACGUGAUCAAGCUGGAGGAGGAGGACGAGGACCAGGAUGAUGGGGAGAGUGGCUGCACCUUCCUGGUGGGCCUCAUCCAGAAGCACCGGCGGCGGCAGAGGAAGAUGGGCGAGGACAUGCACACCAUUGGCUUUGGCAUCUACGAGGUUCCGGAGGAGUUACUUGGACAGACCAACAUCCAUCUCAGCAAGAACUUCUUCCUGACGCACCGAGCCAGGGAGCGGUCAGACACCUUCAUCAACCUCCGGGAGGUGCUUAACCGCUUCAAGUUGCCCCCGGGGGAGUACAUUAUCGUGCCGUCCACCUUCGAACCCAACAAGGACGGAGACUUCUGCAUCCGGGUCUUUUCCGAAAAGAAAGCUGACUACCAAGUUGUUGAUGAUGAAAUCGAGGCCAACCUUGAAGAGAUCAACGUCAGUGAGGACGACAUUGAAGAUGGAUUCAAGAAGCUGUUUGCCCAGUUGGCCGGGGAGGAUGCGGAGAUUUCUGCCUUCGAGUUGCAGACCAUCCUGAGAAGAAUUCUAGCAAAGCGGCAAGAUAUCAAGUCCGAUGGCUUCAGCAUCGAGACCUGCAAAAUCAUGGUUGACAUGUUGGAUUUGGAUGGGACUGGGAAGCUGGGGUUGAAGGAAUUCUACAUUCUUUGGACGAAGAUUCAGAAAUACCAAAAAAUUUACCGGGAAAUCGACGCGGACAGGUCUGGGACCAUGAACUCCUAUGAGAUGCGGAAAGCAUUAGAAGAAGCAGGUUUCAAGCUGCCCUGUCAGCUGCACCAGGUCAUUGUCGCUCGGUUUGCAGAUGACCAGCUCAUCAUCGAUUUUGAUAACUUCGUUCGGUGUUUGGUUCGACUGGAGACGCUAUUCAAGAUAUUUAAGGAGCUGGAUCCCGAGAAUACAGGCACGAUACAGCUCGACCUCAUCUCUUGGCUCUGUUUCUCGGUCCUUUGAAGUCAUAACUAAUCUGCCUGAAGACUUCUCAGGAAAGAAGAUCAGCCAAGGACUCAGCUUCCACAGAGAAACUUUUUAUCUGGACCUUGAAAUGAUGGGAACAUUUACUUAGACUGCUGAUUAUAGUGGGAAAUAAUCAUACUAUUUGAGAUAGCAGAACUUUCAGAUAUCCAAGUAAAAGAUUUGCAUAUUAUUACAAUAAAGACAAGUGAUCGCUUAAGAUUUGAUAAGCUCAAAAAAAGCUUUAAAGCUGUAAAUAGGAUACACUUUUUACUUUUACACACUUCCCUGUUUAUAGCAAUAUUAAAUCAGGAAAAAAUGCAGGGAGGUACUUAAUAGCUGCACAAACAUUAGGGCAAUCCCAAAGGACACAAGGCCCUUGCUGGGCAUAUUUUUAAAAAGCAACUUCCAGUUUAAAGCUGCAGCUGUGGCAUUUACCAGACAGCCAUUUGGUUUAACCAGAUACCAAGGGAACGGGUUACCAUUGCCCUUAAGCAAAAUGGAAAAUGAUGCUCCACAAAGUAAUCUUGCCAAGGCAUCAAGAGUCCAGGAGAGCAAGCACACCUCUGGCACUUGGAUUAAACAAGACAGAUUUUAUAAAAUUCCUUGGUUAACAGUAAGUUGUUCUCCUUAAACUCAAGUCUUUGAGCAUGUCUGGUCUUACACGCCGAGUGUUAUCCAUCUUGAAGAGACUCUACUCUUGGUCAGCUGAAGCAGGACACCGAAACCAGGUGUCCAGCUUGCAAGCCAAUCGUGAUGAGAAACAAUGAGCCAUCUGCUGCCUGCCUCGAAACUUCGUGAACGUCACCAUCUCUGCUGUCCGUGCAUGGAGUCGGGGGGACAUCGCAUAGGGAGUACCUGUGGAAACCACCCAAGCUUGUUUCCGGGCUUCACUUUGGGGAAAAUGCUAGCAAUGUUAUAAAAAUAUUGCCUUGUUGCCUUAUCUUCUUCCAAACGUACUGUUUCAAUAAAGAGUUGCCCAGGCA
Molecule: messenger RNA, 3198 nt
Organism: Equus caballus (horse)
Lineage: Eukaryota; Metazoa; Chordata; Mammalia; Perissodactyla; Equidae
Gene: CAPN2
Product: calpain 2
Biological process (GO): proteolysis
Cellular component (GO): cytoplasm
Molecular function (GO): calcium-dependent cysteine-type endopeptidase activity; calcium ion binding
Source: RefSeq, a predicted model, not a curated record